AUGAGCAGCGCAGACGUCAUCGAUGCGCUGUUUGUCAAGACAGUCGACAUGGUUCAAUCGCUGCCAAAGUCUGGUCCCAUUCAGACUUCUUACGAGGAAAAGCUUGCGCUCUACAGUCUCUACAAGCAAGCCACUGAAGGCGAUGUCUCAUCAAGGCGUCCCGGUAUGCUUGACAUGCUCGGCCGCGCAAAGUGGGACGCAUGGUCAAAGGUCAGCGGGUUGCCUCCGAGAGAUGCAAAGCAGAUGUACGUCGAAUCCAUGCUCAGGAUCCUGCGUCGGUUCAGCGAUCGUCCUCAAGCAGCAGCGCUCAUCCAAGAGCUCGAAAACUUCUCGGGCCAAGUGGCACAGCGCGUCAUGGACGGUUCGCUAGCCCAGGUCGACUCGGACGAAGAGUCGAUCACCGACUCAGAUCCUGACGAUCAGCAGCGACUCGAUCCCACAGGUCUUCAUCCACAUACCUCGGCUCUCCCUCGCGCCACGCAACCGCCUUUGCCCCACCACCUUGCUCCGCACCCUCCCUCCGUCACUGGCACAAGUACGGCUGCUACUCGUGGUGGCGGCGGUGCCACUUCGAUCAUUUCUCCGGAAAGGACGCCCAUCUCAUCCGAUUCCGAACACGACUCUUCCGACGAUGAUCGUCUCGGCUCCCAGCCAGGUCCUUUCCGAGGCGCGCCUCGCCAUCCUGACUCGUGUGCUCCUCCGUCUGUGCAGUCAUACCGACCCCAGCCACGAGCUGGAUCCAUCUCAACUACCGAAGGCUACGGCAGAGGCCCACCUCCGCGCUCACAUGUCUCGACAUCAGCUCAAUACUCAAGGGGGCCGCCUUCGCUCCAAGGCAGUUACUCACGUUCUCAGUACGCACCCCAAUCCACAGCAGCUACUGUGGCUGCAUCCAGCCAUCCUCGCCAAGGUGAAGCGGGUCACUAUCAGCGCAGCACGUACGCUGCUUCUUCGGUCGGCGGCCGUUCGGUUGGCACAAGAACCGGUCCUGUGCCUGUCUAUCCACCGCGCCCACCCUCCAACGCAGGCAUCACUCGAGGUCAACCGCGUGCCGAGAUGGAGACCGCGCUGCAGUCCAUCCAAGCAUCGCUCGCAGCUCUUCAUGAACGUCUCAACCGCGUCGAAAAUCGCUCCUCGGCCGGAGGGGCUGACGAUGCUCGACGUUCGCGUCCAGGGUCGGGUCAAUGGAGCAGCACAUACCUCUACAAUGCCAUCAUGAACAUUUUUGACGAUGUGAGGCAACUCAUCGGUCUGGAUGCAGUGGCACGUGGUCCACGAACCGAAGCACUAGCGCCCAGCUUCCUCGCUCAAGGUGGCGGCGCGGGCAAGCGCAGCAAUGCCGCUUUCAACCUGUUGACCUCACCCGUUCGCAUCCUUGUAGCGUUGGCCAACCUCAGCGCAAGGCUGGCGCUCGAUGUAAUCAGCCUUGUGCUCGUCUCGAGCUUCUUUCUCUAUGCAUUUAAGCGGAUCACGGGGCGUGGCGAUCCACUGUUGAUGAUCCGCCUUCUCAAAAGACUGCAGCAGGUAGUGUUCAGAAGAUCGGCUGCAGCAAAACAGCUAGUCGCCGAAGCUGGCGCUUGA
This is a messenger RNA of Mycosarcoma maydis (corn smut), 1581 nucleotides long. RefSeq lists its product as uncharacterized. NCBI's taxonomy places the organism in Eukaryota, Fungi, Basidiomycota, Ustilaginomycetes, Ustilaginales. The transcript has a single exon. Gene Ontology annotation, biological process: fatty acid metabolic process. The coding region runs from base 1 to 1581 and encodes 526 amino acids. The record is from RefSeq and is a predicted model, not a curated record. Gene Ontology annotation, molecular function: fatty-acyl-CoA binding.